Molecule: messenger RNA, 280 nt
Organism: Homarus americanus (American lobster)
Lineage: Eukaryota; Metazoa; Arthropoda; Malacostraca; Decapoda; Nephropidae
Product: Down syndrome cell adhesion molecule-like protein Dscam2
Exons: 3
Biological process (GO): axon guidance; dendrite self-avoidance; homophilic cell-cell adhesion
Cellular component (GO): axon; plasma membrane
Molecular function (GO): cell-cell adhesion mediator activity
Source: RefSeq, a predicted model, not a curated record
AUGCCUCAGGGUGACAGGGUAGUCGUGGGGGAGCAGAUGGGUGCCCGGGGUAAGGUGGUCGGGCAUGUCAACGUCUCCCAUACCCGGGUCGAGGACGGAGGGCGCUAUCAGUGUGUGGCAUCCAAUAGGGCCGGGUCUACCUCCCACGCUGCCAACCUGAACGUAUACGGGUUCCCCCUCACCCGCCCUCUGGCCUCCGUCACGGCGGUGGCUGACGAAGAGCUACAGUUAAGGUGCCCUGUGGCCGGCUACCCCAUCCACUCUUACACUUGGAUCAAGG